AUGUUUAAAGUUAAAGUGUUAAUUGCCAAAAUGUUGCACCGCUAUCGCAAGUGCAGCAACAACACCUACAAGUGCCCAGCCAGCUAUGAGGAGAUUGCCCAAAACCAGGCCAACGAGCGAAUGAUGCAGGCAGCUGCCCAGCAAUUGGUGUUUUGUUUGGAAACCGCAGCGGGCAGCUUUUAUUGGCAUGCAAAUGCCGCCACACAGUAGCAACAUCAGCAACGU
Molecule: messenger RNA, 225 nt
Organism: Scaptodrosophila lebanonensis
Lineage: Eukaryota; Metazoa; Arthropoda; Insecta; Diptera; Drosophilidae
Gene: E(spl)m6-BFM
Product: enhancer of split m6 protein
Exons: 1
Coding region: 1-210 (69 amino acids)
Source: RefSeq, a predicted model, not a curated record